AUGACAAGUUUAAAAACACCUGAAUUGGGGAACUCUCUGUUCUUCACAAGAAGUUUAUCAUCAGCAAAUUCUACCCCCAGACUACGUAAAAAACCAAGGAAAUUGACAUUCGAUACCUGUGCCAUAUGUGAAGAGUCUCUCUCUAUACUCCUUGACAAUGAGGUUCGUGUGGAGCUUACCUGCGGAGACAUUUGUCAUUUGAAUUGUUUACAUCUCAUAACGCCCAAAAAUGAAGAUAUCAAAUCUGUUUGCCCCACCUGUAGGAAAUAUACUCUGUGUUUAGAACCAGAUGUUCGAGAACGUUUUAGUCAAGAAAGGUUAAACAAUUACUCUCCUGUCGCUUACCAUACCCCUGAAUAUUCAGAUUUGGAAAUUGGAUUAGAUAGUUUUAGUCCAUAUACUCCACUUUUACCAAAUAUCAUGAUUAAGUCGGAUGUACUUACGAGACCAAAUGUCGAGUUGGAAUUUAAUACGAAUGACAAAGGUGAAGAUGUCAUGGAUUGUAUAUUGAAAGUGGAAUCCCCAACUCUUUUCAAUUCUGCAGCUCCGAUGAUAGAUAUUGAAUUGACUCGUCGUAUACAAGAAAAUCUAGCGAUAAUCCUAGAACCUACAAUCCCGAACUUUUCAUGUUCAAAGACUGUUAUAUUUGACUAUUUGGAGGUGAAUUUAAACGGUGAAAACUAUGGUAAGUCAAGAUGUUUUCUUUCAAAAUCAAGUUUGGUCGUUUUAGCAUUGGAUGAUAUGGUUAUAUGCCAGCUUGCUGUGGAUGAUAUUUGCACUUUAUCGCAAGAAGAGGAGAGAUCUCUUGUGUUAAAUCUCCUCAGAUCCGACCUUCCUGAAUUUGAAUUGAUUGGGGCAUGGGAAAUUCUUGCCAAAUGGAAAUUUUACUUGGAAAAAUUAUGUCAAACUGAACCUGAUGAUAUAUUGGUUCCAAUUACACAAAUAACUUCAAAUGCAUGGGAUUUGUUGUCUGAAGAAAUCCAAAAGGAAAAGCCAAUUCUGACAGAUGAUCAAGUAAACACAACAAUACCCCACAGUCCACUCUCGGUCAAUCUUAUAAUAUGUAUCACUGUCGUAAACACUUCAGAUAUGGAUGAUACGUUGUAUAGAACAAGUUUAGUUCAGAUAUUGAAAGAAGCGCGAGCCUCGUUACGUCCCAACGAUAAAUUGGGACUAAUCUGUACUGGUGUGGACUCAGAAGGAAAGUCGUCGAGACUGGGGACUUAUACUGGCUGUGCAGAUGCACUGUGGGAUGGAUGGGAUAUUAUCAUAAAUGAGCUAACCGUAUUCCCUAAUGAAAUAAACUCCAAUAAGAUUUUCACCAAUAAUGUCCAACAAUUGGAGAUAGCUCUAAACAAAUGUAAUAAAUUACUUUCUUUUAUGACCUUGGAUAACCAAUAUGGGAGGGUACUAUUUGUCAAUACCUGUACACUCGCGGAAGAUUCAUUGAUUACUGAGGCACAAGUGGUAACAACUCUUUCCAAAAUGUGUGAAAAGGUAUCAAUAGACCUUGCAUCUAUUAAAGGAAAUGACACAAUAGCCAAACGCAUUGUAGGAAAAGUUGCUCAAGGUGAUUUUGAUUCAGAACGUGGUCAAUUCAAGAAACAUAUUGGUGGCUUAUAUUCGCAUCUGUUUGAUUCAAUUGUAUCAUUUGCAGACGAAUUACCAGAGUUUUUCAAUAAGUACUAUCACAACGUGUACAUUCCUACAAUCUCUAUAGAAUUCUCAGAUAAUUUUAAACACUUGGAGAUAGAUAAUGGUCAUUCAUUAGAAAACGUUGCAAAAUUUGAAAUCCAAGUACAUGACAUCAUUCCAUCAUUUUCGGUAUGCUUCCCAUUUCGAUUCGGUAUCAACGGAAAUGAUCUCAUGUAUGAUUGUAGAUGGCUAAACAACAAGGUGCUGGUUGCCAAUGUUAUACCCAAUCCCCGCGAAAUUGUGGAUACGUCCCACCAAGAAGUUACCUAA
This is a messenger RNA of [Candida] anglica, 1965 nucleotides long. Lineage: Eukaryota; Fungi; Ascomycota; Pichiomycetes; Serinales; Debaryomycetaceae. The record is from the annotation of a GenBank genome assembly.